AUGGCUGCAGCGGAAGGAGCAUGUCUUCAUCAUAUUGCGAGGGAAACAUUAGAUGUAAAACGCCUUGCCAAAUUCUACCAGGAGAUCUUAGGAUUUGAGGUCAUAAAAAGCCCUAAUUUGGGAGAGUAUGAGGUGGUCUGGUUGAGUCUUCCCCCUGUUUUCUCUAUGCACGUAAUACAGAGGAACCCGGAGACGAAGCUCCCACAAGGACCUUGGAGCUCCACGGCGGCGAUCGCUGACCCCAAAAAGCUCCCAAGAGGGCAUCAUCUCUCUUUUGCCGUCUCAAACUAUGAGUCCUUCGUUCAAACCCUCAAGGAAAAAGGAAUUGAAGUCUUUGAACAGACCCAGCCUGAUGGGAAAACAAAGCAAGUAUUCUUUUUUGACCCAGAUGGUAAUGGCCUGGAAGUUGCAAACUGGGUGGCUCCAACAAAAUGAGAGCUGAAGCCUGUUGUAUAUUUGGUAUCAA
Molecule: messenger RNA, 466 nt
Organism: Telopea speciosissima
Lineage: Eukaryota; Viridiplantae; Streptophyta; Magnoliopsida; Proteales; Proteaceae
Exons: 4
Coding region: 1-435 (144 amino acids)
Source: RefSeq, a predicted model, not a curated record